Molecule: messenger RNA, 2024 nt
Organism: Cyprinodon tularosa
Lineage: Eukaryota; Metazoa; Chordata; Actinopteri; Cyprinodontiformes; Cyprinodontidae
Exons: 7
Coding region: 336-1082 (248 amino acids)
Biological process (GO): protein localization to plasma membrane
Source: RefSeq, a predicted model, not a curated record
AAAGGAGUGGCAGAAAGGCAGAAGGAGACUUGUACACAGAAGCUCUGGACUCCUGAUUGUGGAGGACUCACUUUUACAACACAUAGCUAACUGCUUAUUUAAAAAAUAUAUAAAUAUAUAUAGGCUAUAUAUAUAUAUACAAUCUAUUUAUUUACUACAGAUUUUUGUUUGUUUGUUUUGUUUGUUUUUAUGGUUUUGUUACCAAACUUCACCUGAAGAUUUUCUGCUGGCUCUAUGAGGAAUCCACACACCUGCGCAGAAGUCUGACACAGAGCGUGUUGGAGACAAAAGAAAUCCUUGUUUUUGAUUUCAUUCUUCUUCCUUAACCCUGAGACAUGGUGCUCUGGAUCAUCCUUCCCAUCUCAUUGUCGCUGGUGUCCUUCAUUGGAACAUGGAGCGUAUAUGGCAUGGCUUACUCCAACAAUCACGUGUGCUCACUCAGUAAUUGGAGUGGUGCGAAUUACUGCAGGGAGAAUAAAACAAAGGGAUGUUGCUUGGCUCCUACCAUAAGUGGAAGUGGGACUUAUGCUCCAGAGAGCUCCCUUUUUACAGCAACCAUGAACGCUGGGACCUUUCUAUUUCUGCUGUUCACCAUAUUCCAUCAUGCCCAUAUAAUGGAGAAGCACAUGUGCCAUUCCAUGCUGAGCAGAAUUGCAUUAGCGUUUGGAUUAGUGGCAGCUAUUGGGGCCUUUGGGGCUGGAAACUGUAACCCAGGUGAUGUCACAUUCAUGCACUACCUUGGAGCUGCUGUCAGUUUCACGUCUGCCUGCUUCUACACCAUCUUGCUCACCACGCUGACUGCGAAGUGCGUUCUGACAGGGUUCGAGAAGUUCCUCUUCCCUCUGCGCAUUUUUUUCACAGUGGUUCAAAUCAUUGUGACUCUUGGCUAUACCUUUUUGUUUGUCCAAAAAGAAUACUUUUACCACCAUCUGUCUGCUGUGUUCGAGUGGAGCCUUAGUGUCAACAUACAGAUGUUUGAGCUCACCUACACCGCUGAGUUUUUCUUCUUCUCGUCAUUCAUGGUUUCAAACCUGCUGAGCCAAAGGGAGGAGGAAAAGCCCUUGAUCAUAUCCAUGUCCUGAUAUAUGGCGGCCAGGGUCCAGCAAGAAAGUACAGAUAGCGAUGAAGGACAAAGAAGGACAUCAGUAACAACAGUGGCUGGAUCCUGGCUGAAGUUUCAAUAGUGUUUUUUUUAUGUAGUUUCAGCCUGCGAUGGCUCGGACCUGGAUCCUUUUCCUUGGGAGGGAUUUUUCCACGGCAUUUCUGUUUCUUAGCUCAUAUAUUUAUUAAAAUGCCAACUGCAACAGCAAAAGAACAAAACAUGUAUUUGUGCUUUAUACACAAUGCCUUGCAAAAGGAUUCCUUCCCUUUGAACUUGUUCCAUAUAUUUGACACAUUAACCACAAACUUCAAUGUAUUUUUUGUGGGAUUUUUUUAUGACAGACCCUGAUGCAUAAAUGUGAGGUGGAAGGAAAAAUAAAUUUUUCAAAAUUGCUAAGAAAAUAUGAAAAAAAGUGGUAUGUAUAUUCUUUCGGUAAGUAUGUCAGUAUGUUAUGCAACAAUCUUACACUGCAAUUACUGUCACAGACCAACAUUUCUGUCCAUUCUCUUGUGUUAUUUAGCUCAGGGUCAGUCAGAUUAGAGAGAGAAUUUCAAGUUUGGCACGGAUUGUUCUUUGGAUAGAUUGGUUUGUUAUGACCUCAUUUGAAACCAUUCCGCAGGUUUUACAUUUUGGGUUACUGCCUGGCUGGAAGGAAUACUUGCUACUCUGUAUUUAAACAUGGCAUGAUGCUACCUCACCAAAAUGUUAAGUUUUGGUGUAAUAGGACUAGCGCACCAUAUUUCACAUGAGCAACAAACACAAACUGGCAAAAUAAUAGAAAGAAAGACAGAGUCUGAAAGCAGAUGUCACACUUUUAUAAACCAUCUUCCUUCCAUCUCCCAGUUUUGCUGUACUUUUCCUUGAUGUGUCAUUUAAAAACUUGAUAAAAUACAUUCAAAUUUGUGGUUUCACUUUAGCAAAA